AUGCAUCUUCAAUUAUUUGCUUUAUUUGCCAUAUGUAUUGCAGCAAGCUAUGUACAAGUAUCAGCUGAUGAUCCAACUGUUGUUGGCGUCGUACCAUCAGCAGUAGAGGUUGAUAAAUCGAGUACUGAUAGUACAACAACAACUGCUGCAUCAAAAGAUGAUGAUGAUGAUAAUAGUAAAGAAGUUGAUGAUAAAAAUAAAAAAUUUGAUCAUAUGCAUAAGGAACAUCAUGAACAUGAGGCAACAAUUACUGUUAAUGUUCAUAAUGUUCUUGAUUUAUUCAAACAACAAUUAAAAAAAACUGAACAAAAUAUUAUUGCUGCAUUAAAAAAGGAUGAUAGUUCAUCAUCAUCAUCAUCAUCAACAGAAUCGUAUCGUACAGCUGAUCGUAAUGCUAAAAAACAAGAUAUGAAAACCAAAGAUGAAAAAAAAGAAACAAAAGACAACGACAAGGACGAUGAUGAUGACGAUGAUUAA
Messenger RNA from Rotaria sp. Silwood1, 477 nucleotides. The record is from the annotation of a GenBank genome assembly. NCBI's taxonomy places the organism in Eukaryota, Metazoa, Rotifera, Eurotatoria, Philodinida, Philodinidae.